AAACUCCUUAAUAACAUAAACCCAGAACAAAACCCCCCGUGUUCUCUGUACCGCUAAACCCAACCCUAGUUUAUUUUCUUCUUCACCUUGACUUGUUUUUUGCAGAAGAAAGUGAGGAAUAUGGAGGAAGAAGGGAGCGCCAGGAGGAUCCAGGUGCGUUUCGUGACCAAGUUGAGUGAGCCUUACAAAAUUCCGACCACCGCCAUUGCCAUCCCCGCCGACCUCACCAGAUUCGGCCUCUCCUCUCUCGUCAACGCCCUCCUUGAAUCCAACGACGCGCCGGAACCGUUUGAUUUUUUGAUUGAUGGCGAGUUCAUUCGAAUGUCGCUUGAGCAGUUUCUUCUCGCUAAGGGAAUCUCUGCGGAAAGGAUAUUGGAAGUUGAGUACACAAGGGCUGUGGCCCCACGAAAGGAGGAAGACCCUUCUUUACAUGAUGAUUGGGUCAGUGCUGUUGAUGGUUCUUCUUCUCGGUUCUUUUUGACGGGAUGUUAUGAUGGUUUAGGGAGGGUGUGGAAAGGUGCUGGAUUAUGUACCCAUAUAUUGGAUGGACAUAGUGACGCAGUCACUUCUGUUAGUAUCAUCAAUCCAAAAGGUGAUUCAGGUGCGGAAACUGUUACAGUAGCUACUGCUUCGAAAGACCGGACAUUGAGGCUAUGGAAGCUCAAUACAGAGGACCCUGUAAACCAUCCUAUGAGGGUUAGGGCUUACAAAAUCUUGCGUGGUCACAAGUCUUCUGUACAAAGUGUUGCAGUGCAGACUUCUGGAGAAAUGGUUUGUUCAGGUUCUUGGGAUUGCACCAUCAAUCUAUGGCAAACAAAUGACUUCAAUGCAGAAGAUGACCAAGUGUCCAAGAAGAGAAAAGUUGGAGGUCAAGUUGAGGAGUCUCAACUAGAGGGAGAGGCUUUUACUACCCUUGUGGGCCAUACACAGUGUGUAUCUUCUGUGGUUUGGCCACAACGGGAGUUAAUCUAUUCUGCAUCAUGGGAUCAUUCUAUUAGGAAGUGGGAUGUUGAGAUAGGAAAAAACUUGACUGAUAUAUUCUGUGGGAAGGUUCUCAACUGCCUUGAUAUUGGUGGGGAAGGUUCUGCUCUGAUAGCUGCUGGUGGUUCUGACCCUGUCCUUAGGAUCUGGGAUCCUCGUAAGCCAGGCACUUCUGCUCCUGUUUUUCAGUUUGCUUCUCAUACUUCUUGGGUUUCAGCUUGCAAAUGGCAUGAUCAGUCUUGGUUUCAUUUACUUUCUGCAUCCUAUGAUGGGAAAGUUAUGUUGUGGGAUCUGAGAACUGCGUGGCCUCUUUCAGUCAUUGAAUCCCACAGUGAUAAGGUAUUGUCUGCUGACUGGUGGAAAAGUGACAGUGUUAUCAGUGGUGGAGCAGACUCGAAACUUUGCAUUUCGUCAGAGAUCCCUGUACAGUGAGGCAAACUUUAAUCAUACUAUCAUAGUAUGGUGAUUUUUUUGAGAUGGUGGGAUAGAGGCAGAUAUUUCUUAAAUGUAGGGAACCAAUCAAGUUUUUGAGCCAAUUUUGUCCAAGGCACAAUUGUCUAGUGUUUUUUAGGUGUUGUGAACAAAGUCUUAUUUUGUGUAGAAAUGUGUUAUCCAUACAACAAUUAAUACAAUAUUUUUUAUGUUUA
Messenger RNA from Glycine soja, 1628 nucleotides. RefSeq names its product ribosome biogenesis protein WDR12 homolog. The transcript is spliced from 13 exons. Gene Ontology annotation, cellular component: preribosome, large subunit precursor. Gene Ontology annotation, biological process: ribosome biogenesis. The record is from RefSeq and is a predicted model, not a curated record. NCBI's taxonomy places the organism in Eukaryota, Viridiplantae, Streptophyta, Magnoliopsida, Fabales, Fabaceae. The coding region runs from base 121 to 1413 and encodes 430 amino acids. Gene Ontology annotation, molecular function: protein binding.